AUGGCUUCUCUUCUCCAACGGCUCCUGAAGAAGCACCCUCCACCUCUUCCCCCACUCCAAAUCCUCUCCUCCCUCAACAAACUCCAUCCCCCAUUCACAAACCCUAAUCACUCCCACCCUCCUCUCCAACCCACCGACUCAAUCCCUAACCCUCCCCUCCUACCUCCUCCAAACCCCUCUCCUCAAUCCCUCCACAUAUAUCCAACUUUUCCCCACUUCGUAGAUCUACCAACGAUUUCGAUUUCCCGGUGCGUCGGAUCGGACGUCGAGGACGGCGGUGAUUGCGACGAUCGCGGCGGCGAUCGGACGGUGUGGGCCGACAGCGUGAAGAAGAAGAGGAAGAGGAAGAUGAACAAGCAUAAGCUCAAGAAGCUGCGGAAGCGCCUCCGCCGCAAGACCUAG
This is a messenger RNA of Ananas comosus (pineapple), 402 nucleotides long. RefSeq lists its product as uncharacterized. NCBI's taxonomy places the organism in Eukaryota, Viridiplantae, Streptophyta, Magnoliopsida, Poales, Bromeliaceae. The transcript has a single exon. The record is from RefSeq and is a predicted model, not a curated record. Gene Ontology annotation, biological process: mRNA processing. Bases 1 to 402 code for a protein of 133 amino acids.